Molecule: messenger RNA, 3444 nt
Organism: Lemur catta (Ring-tailed lemur)
Lineage: Eukaryota; Metazoa; Chordata; Mammalia; Primates; Lemuridae
Gene: ADGRE5
Product: adhesion G protein-coupled receptor E5
Exons: 21
Coding region: 268-2889 (873 amino acids)
Biological process (GO): adenylate cyclase-activating G protein-coupled receptor signaling pathway; cell surface receptor signaling pathway
Cellular component (GO): membrane
Molecular function (GO): calcium ion binding; G protein-coupled receptor activity
Source: RefSeq, a predicted model, not a curated record
GGCGCUGUGUGUGUGUGUGUGUGUGUGUGUGUGUGUGUGUGUGUGUGUGUGGCGCGCGCGCGCGCCCCUGGGUCUGUGUUUUUACUGCACUUUCCUGUUGGCUUCCAGUUGCCCCGCCAGUUCCGGGGAGGGCCCUGGGCCAGCAGCUGUCCACCCCCACCUUCAUAAAGGCCCAGCCUGGGACAUCCCACACAGCUGCGCAGCCGGGGGAGACGGGACAGCCCUGUGCCUCCCCUGCUUUCCUUGCUCCUGCCGGCAGCUGGAACCAUGGGAGGCGGCGGUGGCCGCGGUGUCUUUCUUGGGAUGGUCAUUUUGUUGUGUGUCCUGCAAAGAGGAACCGAUUCCUGGCGGGCAGGGGAACUAGCCAAGCCCUGUACCCAAAGAGGAGGAAGAGAGGGAUCCCGGCAUGAGAAAGUGGAAGAGGCGCAGCUGCUGGGAGCAGUGCUGUGUGUCUUGCUCACUCUGUCGGAAGCCGAAUCCCAGAAUUCCGGGGGCUGUACCCGGUGGUGCCCUCUGAAUGCCAGAUGUUUUAAUGCCACUGCCUGUCGCUGCAAGCCGGGAUUCAGUUCCUCAUCUGAAGAGAUCUUCAGCGACCUCACCGUGUCUUGUGAUGACAUCAACGAGUGUGCGCCACCCACGAAGGUGUUCUGCGGAAAACUCGCAGACUGCCAGAAUGUGGAAGGGAGCUACUACUGCACAUGCAGCCCAGGAUAUGCGCCCACUUCUGGGGUAAAAACAUUCUACAAUGAGAGUGAGAACACAUGUCAAGACGUGGACGAAUGUCAGCAGAGCCCACGGGUCUGUAAAAGCUACGGCAUCUGCAGCAACACCCUGGGCAGCUACACCUGCCACUGCCCGCCCGGCUUCGUGCUCAAACCGGAGGACCCAAAGCUCUGCGCAGACGUGAAUGAAUGCACCUCCGGACAUAACCUGUGCCACAGCUCCACCCACUGCCUCAACAAAGCGGGCAGCUAUGAGUGCCAGUGCCGCCCGGGCUGGAGGCCGGUUCCCGGGUCCCCCAACGGCCCAGCCGACACCGUCUGCGAAGAUGUGGACGAGUGCGGCUCCGGGCAGCAUCGCUGCCACACGUCCACCGUGUGCAUCAACACUGUGGGAUCGUACAAGUGCCGCUGCCGCCCAGGCUGGAAGCCCAAACCUGGGCUCCCGAAUAACCAAAACAUCACUGUCUGUGAAGAGACGCCCUUUACCAACUGGACCCCGCCCCCGGGCUCCCACAGCCGGACUCUUUCCCGCUUCUUCAACAAAGUCCAGGAUCUCGGUAAAGACUUCAAGCCAGCCUCGGCCAAGGACACCAUUCAGAACCUCAUUAAGUUGGUGGACGAGCUGAUGGAAGCCAGUGAGGACAUGGACAACCUGGCCCCUCCCAUCCGGCACCUGAUAGCCACCCAUCUGCUCUCGGGCCUCGAAGAAGUCCUGAGGGCCCUGGCCAAGACCUUGCCUGAAGAGCCCGUCACCUACCGUUCCCCUUCGGGCACAGAACUGACCCUGAUAAUUCAGGAGCAGGGGAACAAGAAUGUCACCAUGGGUCAGAGCCAUGCACGGAUGCUGCUGAACUGGGCUGUAGCAGCGAGAGCCGGGGACUCGGGCCCCACUGUGGCAGGCAUCUUCUCCAGCCAGAACAUGAAGAAACUGCUGGCCAAUGCCUCCUUGGACCUGGAGCCCAAGAAGCAAGCCCAGCUGGAAGAGACCCAUGAAAGUCCUGUCCACGGCGCCCAGGUCAGGAUCCUCUCGGCCGUGAACUCUGUCUUUCUGAGCAACACCAACACGGAGAAACUGGCCUCUCCCAUCACUUUCGCCUUCUCCCACAAACACGAGACACCGGGGACUGGGGAGGAGCUCAUCUGUGCCUUCUGGAAGGGUGACAGCAACAUAAGUGGACACUGGGCCACCACAGGCUGCCGGAUGUUGGGCAGCCGGAAUGGCAGCACCACCUGCCAAUGCAGCCACCUGAGCAGCUUUGCCAUCCUCAUGGCGCACUACGACGUGCAGGACUGGAAGCUGGCCCUUAUCACCAAGGUGGGACUGGCGCUGUCGCUGGUCUGUUUGCUGCUCUGCAUUCUCACCUUCCUGCUCGUGCGGCCCAUCCAGGGCUCGCGCACUACCAUACACCUGCACCUGUGCAUCUGCCUCUUUGUGGGCUCCGCCAUCUUCCUGGCUGGCAUCGAGAACCAAAGUGACCAGGUAGGGCUGCGCUGCCGCCUGGUGGCCGGGCUGCUGCACUACUGCUUCCUGGCCGCCUUCUGCUGGAUGAGCCUCGAAGGCCUGGAGCUCUACUUCCUCGUGGUGCGCGUGUUCCAGGGCCAGGGCCUCCGCACGCGCUGGCUCUGCCUGAUCGGCUACGGUGUGCCCCUGCUCAUCGUCGCCAUCUCGGCGGCCUCCUAUAGCGAGGGCUACGGCCGCACCGGCUUCUGCUGGUUGUCCUUUAACCGUGGCUUCCUCUGGAGCUUCCUGGGACCCGUGAUCUUCAUCAUUUUGUGCAAUGCUGUCGUCUUCGUGACUACUGUCUGGAAGCUCGCUCAGAAGUUUUCUGAAAUCAAUCCAGACAUGAAAAAAUUAAAGAAGGCCAGGGUGCUGACCGUCACCGCCAUCGCCCAGCUCUUCCUGUUGGGCUGCACCUGGGUCUUCGGCCUGUUCCUCUUCAGCCCACACAACUGGGUGCUGUCCUAUGUCUUCACCAUCCUCAACUGCCUGCAGGGCCUCUUCCUGUACUUGCUGCACUGCCUGCUCAACCGCAAGGUGCGGGAAGAGUACUGGAAGUGGGCCUGCCUAAUUGCUGGGAACAAGUACUCAGAGUUUGCCUCUUCCACAUCUAACACAAGCCACAAUCAGAUGACUCGGGCCCUCAGGCCAUCAGAGUCCGGCUUGUGAGCCCAGCAUGGGAAUCCGUAUUCAGGCCGUGCUAGCAGCUCCUGUGGCUUGAGCAACUUUUGCACAUGCUGAAGACCGUCCUCUCCUCUCCUCCCAUUCUGCUGCCCCCACUGUGUGCCACAGAGACGGGCAGCAGCUGUACUCUGACACCGAACUCCAGAACACCCAGGGAGGCGGAAAGUCAGAGCCGCUGGUCCUGCUUCCGGCUGUCUCUUUGCCCCAGGGUGGGACAGCUGCUGACCCAGGGCUGCAGCCCAUCGCCCUGGUACGUGCAGCUAGUACUGGGGACAGACUGAGGGCUCUUGCCCAGCCUGGCCUUUUCCUCUCAUCUGUCUUUGCUGCGGAACAGGCCAGGACACUGGGGUUCAACUCCCCUUUAAGCUAAGACUGAUGUCAGAUGCCAGGGCAGGGCCCCUGCCUGAGGCUCACGGUACAGAGGCCUGCCUGCCGCAGGCAGCAGGUCUCACUGUUUUGAAGGUUGUGGAUGUCGUGUACAUUUUUAUCUGUAUGAAUCUUUCAAUGUUGACACUUAAAAUUAAAUAACACAUGUAUAAA